Messenger RNA from Rotaria sp. Silwood2, 5871 nucleotides. NCBI's taxonomy places the organism in Eukaryota, Metazoa, Rotifera, Eurotatoria, Philodinida, Philodinidae. The record is from the annotation of a GenBank genome assembly.
AUGGAAGCCACAACAAAAUCAAGAAAAAAAUCUGCUCCAAUAGGUUUGGAUGGAGCAUAUUGGAAUGAUACACUAGUCAAUCGUCGCAAUAAUCGACCCACGUUUGAGUCCGUUUUGGAGUCUGACAACACACUCGUCUAUUCAAACAAAACAUUUUUAACAUGUCGCAGUCCAACGAAUUCAUUCUUUCUUUGUCAAACGCUUCAGGAUGUUUUAAGUGACACAAAACAGAUUCGUAUUCGUUGGUAUACAUUUGUUGAUGAACAUCAAGAUGAACAUAAAAUCGAUGAAAAUACGCAUUUUAAAGAAAGUUAUUCAGAUAAAAUUGAGAUCGAAACGGUUCUUACUGGAAUCGAAUCGGUCAGUUAUCAUUCAGAUAAAACGAUAACAUUACAAAAACAAGACAUUCGCGAAACCUGGACGUUAUUAAAGAGAUCAAUCAAAGCAGAAUCGAACACGAUUAAGAGUACGAAAAAUUUAUUGUAUCCAAAAAGUGAUCGAUGUCCGUAUCCAGAAGUGACUCUGAAAAAACAAACAACAGGAAGUGCCAGUAUUCGUACGCUUGGUUUUCACACAGCUGAAAUAAUGGCUAGUCGUGGUGCUCGGGAAGGCAAUAAUGCAUUGCUCAAAGAUACAGAUGAUAUGGUCAUGCAUGAUGGUAUAACUCCCAUCCACUGUGCUGCUAUUAAUCCAAAUGCCAAAUACUUGAAACAGUUAUUGGCCAUUGUAUCUGAAUAUAAUAUUGCUGAUACAGACGACGGCAAACCUAUUCAUUAUGCUGCUGCUUGCGAAGGAACCGAACCUCUGGAGUAUCUUCUAUCAAAAAAUGUGAAAUUCAAUCAAAUUGACAAAGAUGGAGAUACGCCAUUACAUAUUGCUUGUAUUUAUGGUCGCCAUGCCAAUGUCGAACUACUGUUACGUACAGCAAAAGAAAAGGCUGAAUCGAAUGAAGCAGAUGACUUAGCUGAAUAUCAAAAUUUCGGUCUCGCUUCAAUCAAUCGGAUGAACAAAAGAAAAAGAUGUCCUUUACAUUUAGCCGCAGGAAAUAACCAUCUACAAUGUGUGGAAGUUCUCAUCCAAUACGGUGCAACUGUUGAUAUAUUUACCAGUGCAUCGAAGGAAAAAUUAUCACCACUCAUGUUUGCAUGCCGACAUGGGUAUCUCGAUAUUGUCAAAUGUUUAAUUAAACACGGAGCUCGAGUUGAAGCCCGUGAUCGUUUCAAACGAACACCGUUGAUUCACGCUUGUAUGUACGGUCACGCACAUGUUGCUUCGUAUUUACUUCGUACUGGUGCAAAUCCAAAUGUCUUCGAUUCAUCGAUGAAUUCCGCACUGCAUUAUACAAUCGCUUACGGCUGGUAUUUUUGUGUUCGAUUACUGAUGGAAGCCGGGGCGAAUGUGAAUUGUGCCAAUUGUUGGCAAGUAUCAUGUCUUGGUAUCGGAUUUUCCAAGAGUCAUUACGGUAUUUGUGAUUAUCUUCUCAAUGAACAUCGAGCUGAUAUUAAUUUCAAAAACGAUGAAGGCCUAACAAUAGUUAUUCUUACUGUUGAAUUGGACAUUUCAAAAUAUUCUUUACAACAAUUGGAAUAUGCCGUGGUCAAGCACAAUGCCGAUUGCGCAUGUGUUGAUAUGAAUGGAAACAAUGCUUUUCAUUAUUUAGCAUCGAAGUCAUUAGCUGAGAGGAACGAUGCGACGUCUGAAAAAUACUAUUUUCGAAUGGCACAGAUUUUACUCGAUCAUCAUUGUAAUCCAACUCAAAUGAAUAACAAAGCACAAACACCGUUGAUGCUUGCAUUUGAAUCGAAGAAUAUUUUUAUGAUUGAGUUCUUUAUCAAUCAAGCAAAGGUCGAAUUAACGUUGGAUAUCAACAGUGAUGGAAAAACAUUUUUGCAUCAUUUUGCUAUGAAUAGUGAUGAUGAUAAACUGGUUAAAAUACUGCUGAAUUUACCGGUAACCGACGAUAUAAAAGCGAUGAGUGCGACAUUGGACGCUCAACAAAAGACACCGCUUUAUUAUUGUACCUUCAAAUAUGAAGAACUAUUUGGGAGAUUCUCGUAUAAUCCGGAAAAUCGGCCUCGUGAAUACCAAUCAAUUUGCAAAAUGAUUCGAUAUUUUGUCGACAAACUUGAAUGCUACGAUGAAACAUGUAUUUUUCACUUAUUAUAUGGAACUCCUCCUAAUAACAAAGACGAUGAGCAUCCGUUGAAAAUUUUCCUUGAAAAAUCUAAAAAUAUCAAUGUUCAUCAUAGUGAAACAGGUGAUACUCCUUUAUUACGAACGAUUCACGCGAAAAGCUACAGAAUUUUCCAAAUGCUGCUUGAACAACCGUCAUGUGACGUCAAUGUUGCUAAAAUAUGUAGUACACAAGAUAACGGACAAACUCCAUUGAUGGCUGCCUGUAAACUUCAACAUUUUCCUAUUAUUCGGGAUCUUUUAAAUCAUCCAAAAAGCGAUCUUCUUGCUUAUGACGAUCAGCACAACCAAGCUUUCCAUUAUUUCCUAUCUACAGCAACGCGCUCGGAUGAAUAUUUAGAAAUUUUUCAUUUAUUUUUCGAAAAAUUAGUCGCCAUCGGCAAAAAUGCGUUGAAUUCAAAAGGGAAAUCUGGUAGAACACCAUUACAAAUUGCUGUUCUUUAUAAUCAAGGCACUGUAGAUACGGUUAAUAUUAUCGAACAAACUCUCAUUGAUAACGGUUGUGAUUUAUUCAUCAAAGAUGAUCUUGGGAAUAUUCCGUUACAUAAUAUCUUCUUGGGAAAUAAAGCCAGUAAUGAUCCCGUCGAAAUCUGUGUUCUCAUCAUGCAAUCCAUGAACUACAAAUCCUUAGAUACGAAAAAUACCGAAGGAAACACAGCAUUACAUCUUGCUGUAUUGAAAGAAUCAACCGUUUGUGUAACGAUUCUAUUAAAACGAGGUGCAGAUUUGUUGGUUGAAAACAAUCUAUCAAACUCAGUCAUUGCUAAUUGUAUCGCACUAAAACGUUUGAAUCUGUUGAUUACAUUUCUCCAGCAACCGGUCGAUAUCGAUCUGAGCAAACGUUACAACAAGUCCAGUGCAUCGACUUCUGCCGAAGAAGAUUCAUUGAUUUCCUUAAUUAUCAAACAGAACAAUUGGCAAGGAGUUUUAUCGCUUAUCCUCGACGACAUUAGCCGUUUUCAUUUGACAUAUAUUCAAGUCUUAGAAGCUGCGAUUUUACAUCAACAAUUAAAUCUUGUUCUUCGUCUAAUGGCGACCGUCCGAAAUCGAACUGUCUUACAAGCAACAAACAGUCAUAAACAGAAUUUAUUUCAUAUCACAACAAUUCAGCAAGUGAUCGAUGCAAAAUUUAUAGAAAAAUUCUUUACAUAUCUUUACAACUUUAAUAUUGAUUGGAAUAUUCCUGAUGAAUACGGAAUGUAUCCCUUGCACUAUGCGUGUAUUCAACAUUACAAACCAUUGAUUCAAUUCUUACAGAACAAGUAUCCGGAGAAAUUGGAUUUCAAUCAAACCGAUCGAUAUGGAAAUUCUGCAUAUGUAUUGUUAUUCUGGAAUUCUGCCGAAAGCAGUUCAAUCAACUACGGAUUUAUUCAAACCAUUGUUACUUCGGGUAAAUCUCUUGACAGCUUAUGUAAUUAUGAUAAUCGUACCGCGAGAAAUCCCUUGGCAUUUGAAAGUACUAAGAAAGUUUCACGAAAAACCAAUCCACAAACACCGCUCGAAUUAGAAAAUCCAUCAACGAUCAUUCGAACAUCACCAUUGAUUCAUGCAGUUAUUCAUCGGAAUUUUCAACUGACAAAAUUCGUACUUCAAUUGGGUGCUGAUGUAAAUUUUCCGGAUGAAGAACAACUCACACCAUUAAUACACGCCAUUCGACAGAAUGACUUGGAUAUGGUGAAACUGUUGCUGAAUAAAGAUUAUGUGCGUGACAAAAAAAAACGAUCUUCGAAGAAACAAUCUCAUUUACGGAGAUCGAGUGCACAGCGGAAAUCAAAACCUAAAGGAUUCUUUCUUGGGACAACGACGAAUUCAGAUACUGAUGAUGAAGAUGAGCAAGAAUCAGAAGAAACGGAGACAUCAGAUGACGAUGAAUCCGAGGACGAAUCAGAUGAAUUUCAAGUCACGUCUAAUAUCGAUUUCGGUGCCACGGAUGCACUUGGUCGCACGUGCAUUCAUUACUUAGUUCAACCAUUUGCCGAUGUUUCGUAUGUAAACUGUAUCAAAAUGCUAGAGUUACUACAUAAAUCAGGCGCUUCAUUAACUAAACCUGAUCGAACGGGUCUUACACCGUUACAAUAUGCCGCUAAGAAUGCUGGUUUCCCACACUUGUAUGAAAAACUAAAACAACUAACGAAUGAACAACCAAUGGAAACCGAAAAUUUCGCAUAUCAACGUUUUACAAUCAGCGAUCCAAAUAAGGAUCUACUUGGUCUGACGGAUUAUUAUUCCGAUGCUCAACAGUAUAUUAAUGAAUGUAUUGCUGCUCGUCCUGUGGACAAUAUGAAUACUAUCCAUAGAGUAGAUCCAUUGUCGAGUAUGAGUGGCACUGGCGAUCUUGUCUGGGACACCGAUAAAAACGAACCUUAUGAUGUCCGAUUAACGAUCACUGAUGUUGAUUACGGUCUCAUUGGGUUAUAUAAUUUCUAUCGAAUGCAAAUUAUUAAACAUAAAACGAAGAUGAAUAUGUAUCUUCUGUUUACACGGUGGGGACGCAUCGGCGAUGGUGAUGGUCAACAUCAACUGACCCCUUAUUCGUCAUUGGAAGAAUGUCGAGCAGAAUUCUGUAAAAUCUUUCGUGAUAAAACUGGUAAUGUAUGGGAAAAUACGAAUCAAUUUGAAAAGAAACCAAAAAAAUACACACUCAUACAAUUAGAUAAUUCUCAAAUGCAUAAAAAUACCGAUGUUUCGAUUGACUUCCAACGAUUGGAAGAUGAAAGCACACAAGUAACAUCAAAAUUACAAUCCGCAGUAUAUAAAAACUUUUUCAAAACAUUUUUCAAUGACCGAGUUAUUCGGGAUAAUAUCACCAAAGCGAAUUUAGAUAUCGAGUGGAUGCCUUUGUCACAGUUCAAACCUGAAACUCUACAAAGAGCACGUGAUAUCUUAGCUGAACUCGCAGAUAAUAUCGAACAAAAAGAUAAACUUAAAUUAACAAUCCAACAGACAACUGUCGAUGAAGCUCAACCUUCAGUACCCGAUUCUGUUGAAAAAACUGAAUACAAACGUUUAAUUGAUUUGAUUUGUCAACUAAAUAAUGAGUACUAUAGCAUCAUACCGCUACAAGGCUAUGGUGCUGAAAAAAUACCUAUGAUCGAUACUUUGCCAUCGGUUAGGAUACAAGAACAAAAGCUCACUGAUAUAUUUGAAUUAGAAUUGUCCUACAAAAUUCUUCUAGCUGCACAAGCCAAUUUGGAUAAAUUUUCACCAAUGGAUUAUCUAUAUAAAUCGAUUAACUGUGAAUUUGAAGCUAUGAAUGAGAACGAUAUUGAUUCACAAUUUAUUCAACGAUAUAUCUGGGCAAGUUCGCCCAAUACCGGAAUCUACACAGCUGAUGCAUUUGUGAAAAGUCUUAACUAUUGUUCUGGUGUUAGACAAAGCCAUGGUGAACGUUGCUUUAUGCUGUUAUGCGAAGUGGCAUUAGGCAAGUCUGAAGAAGUCAUUGAUACGAGUGAAGAACCAUUAGACUCUGAUGAAUAUCAAAGCCGUAAGGCUCAUGGUCACUCUAUUCCGGAUCCACGUCUGACUAUCACUAGAAAUUAUGGUGUUCAAAUGCCUCUGGGCCAGUCGAUUCAUUGUGCUAAUCGAAAGCAUAAAUAUCAUCGGUGUACUUACAACGAAUACAUCGUCUUUGAUGAAUCACAGAUCGCACUUCGCUAUAUCGUUCAAUUUCGACAAUAA